GAGGGGUGGGGGGAGGAAUGGGGGCAGUGCUUUUGUGGGACCAUGGUGCCCCCUGCUGGCAGGAAUGGAAGGGGUGUAUGCAGAGUGCUGAGAGGACUGAGGAGAGAAAAAGGGUGGGGAGGGAGAAGAGUGAGGAGGAAAGACUCAGGGAGGAGAAAGAUGGGUUGAAGGUUUGGUUUUUUUUUUUAACAUCUUUUUUGGAAUAUAAUUGCUUUACAAUGGUGUGGGGUUGAAGUUUUGUGGAGAGAAAAAGACUAGAAGAUUAGGAGUCGUUUGCCACUCAGAGGAGGGGGCAGAAAACUCCAAGCCUUGGCCGUUUCCUUGAAAGCACGUGUGGGCAUGCCUGCGUGAGUGUGUGUGUGUGUGUGUGUGUGUGUGUGUGUGUGUGUGAGAGAGAGAGAGAGAGAGAGUGUUUCAGUACGUACCUUAGAUGUUGCUCUGUUGAUUGUUGCUGGGAGUCAGUCCACACAGUUCAGAGUGUGUGUGUGCGCGUGUGUGAGUGUGCAUUCGAGAGCACUAGGAGGUGUUUAUGUGUGUGUGAAUAUACAGCUUGGGCAGAUGUGCGUGCCUCGAGCAUGCAGGGUGUGUACGACAGUAUCAGCAGGUGCAGGGUAGGAAGCGCCUGUGCACUGCCGUGGUGGAGGGCACACAGUUCUGGGGGGCCACUUGCCCCACCCCCAGACCUCUCUCUUCUUCGGGUCAGGAGGGGCGCUGCCCGUGGCUGGCGUUGCCGGGAGGACCCCCGAGGCGGCUGGGGCUGUGAGGACGGAGCGCCAGGCAGCGGUGGGGGGGGCAGGAGGGGCAGGAGGAGGCGGACUGGCUGGGGGUGGGGUGGGCGGGCGGGCAGAAGGAGGCCUUUAAAGCACCUGCCCCGCCCACAGGUGAGCAGUGCUGCGUGAGAGCCAGCUCCGUCUCCCCGCCUGCCCACUCAGUGGCAGUUCCCCGGAGCUGCAGUCCCCUCUGGAGCCUCAGCAGAUCCCUCUUUCAGAACUCACUACCAAGAACCCUGAACAGGUGAUGGCAUAGGAUAGAGACUAUCCCGUGAAGUGAAAUCAAUGUGGAAACAGGUUUGGAGAGCUGGAAGGGCCAUGGGGAGGGUCUUGGAAUAGUCUAGGAUUGGUUUCUGGGGGAGUGGAAAACCCAGGAUACCCAGGUGCCAGGGAAGGCAUGGAGUGACCCUGUAGCAUGGGAAUCAGGCUUGGGGUGCCAGUGGAGGAACCUGGGAUGUUAGGAUUUCAGAGUGCCAGGUGUUGGUAGAGGGCCUGGGCAGUACAGAGGGAUAGGAGCAUCAGGAUGGGAAUUGGGAAAAGUCCUGAGGUGUCAGAGUCCAGAUACAGGAGAAGCUUGGUGAUUAUAUGAGUCCAGGAUGCUGGAGUCUGGUAUGUCAGCCCAGGUUGGGGGUGGGGGCAGGGAACAAGGUCCUAACACACACAUCUGCCUCCCAGGAGCCACCAUGCAGUGCUUCAGCUUCAUUAAGACCAUCAUGAUCCUCUUCAAUAUGCUCAUCUUUCUGUGUGGCGUGGCCCUGUUGGCAGUGGGCAUCUGGGUGUCAGUCGACGGACCAUCCUUCAUGAAGAUCUUCGGGCCACUAUCAUCCAGUGCCAUGCAGUUUGUCAACGUGGGCUACUUCCUCAUCGCAGCUGGCGCUGUGCUCUUCGCUCUUGGUUUCCUGGGCUGCUAUGGUGCCCAGACUGAGAACAAGUGUGCCCUCAUGAUGUUCUUCUUCAUCCUCCUCGUCAUCUUCAUUGCUGAGGUUGCAGCUGCUGUGGUUGCCUUGGUGUACACCACAAUGGCUGAGAACUUCCUGACGUUGAUGGUAGUGCCCACCAUCAAGAAAGAGUACGGUUCCCAAAAAGACUUCACCCAAGUGUGGAACUCCACCAUGGAAGGGCUCAAGUGCUGUGGCUUCAACAACUACACAGAUUUUGAAGACUCUCCCUAUGUAAAGGAGAACAACGUCUUUCCCCAAUACUGUUGCUUUGACCUUGACAAUGGCACAUUCGUGGAACCCUGCACUAGAGUCGAGGCCCAGUACCAGAAAGUAGAGGGUUGCUUCAAUCAGCUUCUGUAUGACAUCCAAACCAAUGCAGUUACCGUGGGUGGUGUGGCAGCUGGAAUUGGGGGCUUGGAGCUGGCUGCCAUGAUUGUGUCCAUGUAUCUGUACUGCAAUCUGAAGUAAGUCGGCUUCUGCCUCUGCCACUGCUGCUGCCAUAUAGGAACUGGGAAGAGGCAGUGAUCAGCGUGGGGACAGGAUCUAACAGUGUCACUUGGGACGGAGUGGGCCUGGGGCCAAAUAGGCACCACCCCCUUCAACCUGUGCCAGACUUGUCCUUCCAUUGGUGGGGUUGGGGUCCACCUAUUUCAGAGCCUCUAAGGUAGCCAAUCCUCUUGCCCAUUCCUCCAGUCUGUUUCUUAAACACUUGAUACCCUCUCAAGCCACGGGGUGGGGUGCUCUUGGUGAUCCCAGUACUCCACAGGGGGAAUUAAAGGCACUGCACCGAUAGCAUGAGCAUAUGCAAAAUCAGCAGUCACCAGGCAGAUGUGUAGAAAGCACUUCAGAACUCAAAAACCCAUUAAAAUGUU
Physeter macrocephalus (sperm whale) is the source of this 2583-nucleotide messenger RNA. It is a transcript of the gene TSPAN1, whose product is annotated as tetraspanin 1. The record is from RefSeq and is a predicted model, not a curated record. Bases 1367 to 2179 code for a protein of 270 amino acids. Gene Ontology annotation, cellular component: plasma membrane. NCBI's taxonomy places the organism in Eukaryota, Metazoa, Chordata, Mammalia, Artiodactyla, Physeteridae. The transcript has 7 exons.